Messenger RNA from Eleginops maclovinus (Patagonian blennie), 5625 nucleotides. It is a transcript of the gene kcnh1b, whose product is annotated as potassium voltage-gated channel, subfamily H (eag-related), member 1b. The record is from RefSeq and is a predicted model, not a curated record. NCBI's taxonomy places the organism in Eukaryota, Metazoa, Chordata, Actinopteri, Perciformes, Eleginopidae. Gene Ontology annotation, cellular component: plasma membrane. Gene Ontology annotation, biological process: regulation of membrane potential; potassium ion transmembrane transport. The transcript has 11 exons. Gene Ontology annotation, molecular function: delayed rectifier potassium channel activity. The coding region runs from base 114 to 2987 and encodes 957 amino acids.
GCCUGCCGAGACAGAGAGAGAGAGAGAGCGCGUGAGUGAGAGAGCAAGCCACCUACUCCACAGCGCGCGGGGCUCGUGCAGCAUCUCAGAGAUGUGAAGCGGCGGGAAGCAGCAUGGCGGGAGGACGGCGGGGUCUCGUGGCCCCUCAGAACACGUUCCUGGAGAACAUCGUCCGCCGGUCCAACGAUACAAACUUCGUGCUGGGGAACGCUCAGAUCGUGGACUGGCCGAUCGUCUACAGCAACGACGGCUUCUGCAAACUGUCCGGGUACCAUCGGGCCGAGGUGAUGCAGAAGAGCAGCACCUGCAGCUUCAUGUACGGAGAGCUGACGGACAAGGACAUGGCGGAGAAGGUGCGGCAGACUUUUGAGAGCUACGAGAUGAACUCUUUUGAGAUCCUGAUGUACAAGAAGAACCGGAUGCCUGUCUGGUUCUUUGUGAAGAUUGCUCCCAUCAGGAACGAGCAGGAUAAAGUGGUCCUGUUCCUCUGCACCUUCAGUGACAUCACCGCCUUCAAACAGCCAAUCGAGGACGACUCUUCAAAAGGUUGGGGUAAAUUUGCCCGUCUGACGCGUGCGUUGACCAGCAGUCGAGGAGUUCUUCAGCAGCUCGCUCCAGCUGUGCAGAAAGGAGAGAACGUGCACAAACACUCGAGGCUGGCAGAGGUUCUCCAGCUGGGCUCAGACAUCCUGCCUCAGUACAAGCAGGAAACCCCGAAGACGCCGCCGCACAUCAUCCUGCACUACUGCCUCUUCAAGACCACCUGGGACUGGGUCAUCCUCAUCCUCACCUUCUACACCGCCAUCAUGGUGCCCUACAACGUGUCCUUCAAGACCAAGCAGAACAACGUCACCUGGCUGGUGGUGGACAGCAUCGUGGACGUCAUCUUCCUCGUUGACAUCGUCCUCAACUUCCACACAACGUUCGUCGGCCCGGCCGGGGAGGUGAUCUCCGACCCGAAGCUCAUACGCAUGAACUACGUGAAGACGUGGUUCGUUAUCGACCUGCUGUCCUGCCUGCCUUAUGAUGUCAUCAACGCCUUCGAGAACGUGGACGAGGGCAUCAGCAGUCUGUUCAGCUCUCUGAAAGUCGUCCGCCUGCUGCGUUUGGGUCGGGUUGCCCGGAAGCUGGACCACUACAUCGAGUACGGAGCGGCCGUACUGGUGCUACUGGUGUGCGUUUUCGGGCUGGCGGCCCAUUGGCUGGCCUGCAUCUGGUACAGCAUCGGAGACUACGAGGUGAUCGACGAGGACACCAACAGCGUGAGGAUGGACAGCUGGCUGUUCCUGCUGGGGGAGACGGUCGGGACGCCGUACAGGUUCAACGCCUCGGGCUCGGGCCGCUGGGAGGGCGGGCCCAGCAAGGACUCGGUGUACAUCACCUCGCUGUACUUCACCAUGACCAGCCUGACCAGCAUCGGCUUCGGGAACAUCGCGCCCAACACAGACGGAGAGAAGAUCUUCGCCGUGGCCAUGAUGAUGAUCGGAUCGCUGCUCUACGCCACCAUCUUCGGUAACGUCACCACCAUCUUCCAGCAGAUGUACGCCAACACCAACCGCUACCACGAGAUGCUGAACAGCGUGCGGGACUUCCUGAAACUCUACCAGGUCCCUAAAGGCCUCAGCGAGAGGGUGAUGGACUACAUCGUGUCCACAUGGUCCAUGAGCAGAGGCAUCGACACGGACAAGGUGCUGCAGAUUUGUCCGAAAGACAUGCGGGCGGACAUCUGCGUCCACCUGAACAGGAAGGUGUUUAAGGAGCACCCAGCGUUCCGGCUGGCGAGCGACGGCUGCCUGCGGGCGCUCGCCAUGGAGUUCCAGACGGUGCACAGCGCGCCGGGUGACCUCAUCUUCCACGCCGGGGAGAGCGUGGACAGCCUCUGCUUCGUGGUGUCGGGGUCGCUGGAGGUCAUCCAGGACGACGAGGUGGUGGCCAUUUUGGGUAAAGGCGACGUGUUUGGUGACGUGUUCUGGAAGGAGAUGACGCUGGCGCAGUCGUGCGCUAACGUGCGAGCGCUGACCUACUGCGACCUGCACAUCAUCAAGAGAGACGCGCUGCAGAAAGUCCUCGAGUUCUACGCCGCCUUCGCCAACCACUUUUCCAGGAACCUGGUGCUCACCUACAACCUGAGGAAGAGGAUCGUCUUUCGGAAGAUCAGUGAUGUGAAACGUGAGGAGGAGGAGAUGUUGAAGAGGAAGAAUGAGGCUCCUCUGAACCUCCCUCCAGAUCAUCCGGUCCGACGCCUCUUCCAGCGUUUCCGGCAGCAGAGGGAGGCGCGGCUCGCCAUGGAGCAGGUCGAUCCGGUAGUCGGUGAUGUAGAGAAAGGCGUCGUUCCCCUGGCAAAGCCUAGAGGUCCGGUGGUCCUGGCCUCCACCAGCAUAGUCAUGUUGACGGAGAGCCCAGCAACACCCACCACCUCCUCAACGUCCCUCGCUUCCUCCUCAUCCAGGACCUCCAGCCGAGUUAUGCUCCACGCUCCCGCCUCCCAGAACGGAAACAUUAUUGGCUGCAAAUCUGCAGAGCCGGCCAAAGCUAAAGGCUGGGGACGAUUCAAAGAGUCGGUCGUGAAAGCCGAGUCGUGGGGCAGCGUCUCUAAAGCCGAGUCCAUGGAGACGCUGCCCGAUAGGACUAAGUCUCAGGACGAGUUGUCCCUCAAGAAAACAGACUCCUGUGACAGCGGCAUCACAAAGAGCGACCUCCGAUUGGACAAUGCGGGAGAUGCCAGAACGCCUCAGGAGCAAAGUCCGGUCCAGUCUGACGAAAAAAGGGUCUUCUGUCCGAUACCGGAGCAGAGCAUUCAAUCCCCUUUCCUGGAGCUGAAGCAGGAGUUAAGAGGCGACAUCAGAUCCUUGAACAGUCGCAUGGCAGUGCUGGAGACUCAGCUGGCCGAGAUGUUGCGACUCCUCAAGUCCAGGAAGUCGUCUGGUUCCUUCUUUGAGAUCUCGCGGCCUCCUUCCCCUGACUCCGAUAAGGAUAGCUAUUCCUAAACUGGACUAGAGUCCAGGACUAGUUCUGCUGGAAUCGAACUCUGCCCCUUAGCUUCCAGACUUCGGAGUGUGAGGCCUUGCUGAUGGUGGUCAACAAUGCUAUCACACAAAAGCACUUUAUGCGUUCAUAGCAUUACUCUGCGAGAUGUCAAACUGGAAUGACAAUUGCUGAUUUAACUUUGAUCAAAGACUAAAGGAAGAUUAAUGAAGGCACCUUUUGUGCUCAGGAGGAUUGAGACCUUCAUAUGAUUAUGGCAAUAAUAAGAGAUGGCUUUAUGGUUGUUGUUUUGAACAGGACUUUGGCACUGUGAUGAUGGAAACCGUGUUUUUAAUGGUUCAUUUGGUGGCUUUGAAACCGUCUCAUGAGGUCUGGUCCACAAAGUCACUUAAGCUGUUUAGCAUUUAAAGAAGGUUUACACACUUCACAAUGAUAGGGGUGCAUUCAAAGACAAUCAAUGAGACAUAUCUCAGUGAUUAAAGUAGGACAUAUGGAUCCAAAACCUGCAAAACUGACAAAAAGAAGAUGUUCACGAUGUCACUACUUCCUUGUAUCGUAGAUUGGUCUUUUUAAUAGACCUCUUUGACCGCUGCAUGACAUCAUAUCAAAGCAAUGCUCUGUGAUUGGUGUUUCAGAGCGUCAAUAAAAUAAAAAAACGACGUUCAGUGUAAUCAGGAAUUUGCUGAACUUGUUAAAAGACAUUGUGGAUCAGACAAUGUUUUGGUUUGGUGGGACUUAUUACAGUUAAAGGGGCAGACUGUCCCCAUCUUCAUGCAGACUAAACACUGUGUGAACAGAUUUCAGUAAGAAGUCUGUGAUGUUUGGGACGGGGAGGGUUUUUAUAUCUAGUAUGAAUGUGAAAGAUUUGAUGCAGCACAGUGACAAUGAGACCCUAAAUGUGUCUAAUGUUUCAAUCCUGCACAGAAAUGGACAUUACUCAUAAGGUUCUUUUUGGUUUUUGAUUAGGAACUCAUUGUGAUUUCAUGUUGAUUUACCACUUAAAGCCCAAUCAGAAGUGUCAUUUAUUUUAAAACCUCCUUUACUGGAAGAUUAUAAUUAAAUAAGAGAUUCAGCCUGUAAGUCAACACACUGGAGUUAAUAAUACGACUAAUUAAUAAUGAUAAUAAUUAUUAUGAUCAGUUUCUAAAUUGACAGAGUAUCCUCAACAGGUUUCACGGCGAAUAAUAAAACUGAAGUCCUGAUUUACGUCACAUCGUCCUAUCGUUCUAUGAAUCCGUGGUUAAAAGCUUCACUUGAGUACCACAACACCUGCAUGUAUAAGCUUUUUCUGUAGUUGUCUCUCACAGGAUGAAAAGUAUUUGGGUCUCCCGCUCGUCUUCGCCUGGAGACAGAAAUUGAAAGAUUUGAAAAGGAUCAAGCUGAGGUAGCGACUAUCAAUUCCUGAGUACAAUAGGCCGAGAGACCUGUCAAUCAAGAUAGACAUAUUUAAAUCUUUAUAUUUCCUUUAAGGCCAAUUAGUUAUGAAACAAGAAAAGUGAAGUUAUCUCGUAGAACGUAUUUGAUGAGAAAGUUUGAGGGUUUCCAAUUUACUUAAAUAGAACUGGGUUUUUCUUGUUGCUGCCUCUACUGGACGUUAGAGGAACUGCAGCCGCUUAGUCGCAAAGCCCUGUGUAGCGUACAUUUUCUUCAUGUUCCUGCAGUUUCUCAGCAAGUUUCUUAGUGGACUAACUUAUGAUCCCAUCCAAAAUCAAACGUAAACAUUGAAGUUUGUGUUAGUUUGAAGAUUAUCAGGUUUUUGGAGUCAAAUUCGGUUCACUCCCUUACAGUAACUAUUCUUGAAUCAGAAUCGGAAUACCGUUAUUCGUCCCACAGAGGGGAAAUUAACAACACGAUUACGACAUGAUUCGAUUGCAAAUGUAAGCCAAUCAUUUAGAUAAUAUAGAACUAAUCCUGUUUCUUGGUAUAAAAUAUUCUGCAACUUUAAGUGGAGUAUCGUCUGCAUACAGGUUGAUAGACUAGAAGUUACCUUACCUCCAGAUACUGAAUCCAAUGCUUUUUUCCUACGUGGAGGAAAUGUAACCUGUCAUUAUGUCGCCCCCUGAGCAGAAAGAAGAUGUUUCGUUAUGUCUUUGGUAUCUCGUAUUUCCUGUGUAGGUGUAAUUAUAAUAUAGCGUCAUAAUAUGCAAUUAUUGCCUAUGUAUGCUGUUUGUACUGAGAGACUGUUUGUGGUACUUUGUGUAUCUCACGUUGUCCCACGAGCACCGCCGGUAUCGGCACUGAUGCACUUUUCUGCAUGACGCUGUUGUCUAAAACUUUUAUUUUGUUUAAAUAAGACAAAAAACCAAGAUGUCUUUGCCUUGGUACUUCAGUAUCUCUGAGGACUUUUGUUCUCACUUAACAUAGAUACUGCUGUCGGUCACUUGUAUGUUACGGCCACAGUCUGUGCAUGAAAAGCGCUUUAAUGUAAAAACGGUAUGUCUUUAUCAGUGUCACUUACUGUAUGCACUGUGCUGAAAACUCACAAUGUGAAGGGAAACGCUUGAUGGAAAACUUGUAGUAACCACAGGUAUAUAUUCUUAUUUCUGUUCGUCACUGUCAGGAUGAAAAAUGUAUCAGCACAAAGAGUAUUUCUAAGAAAAUCACAUCAAAUGUUAACAAUAAAUUAUUUCAUACUUUGUA